Messenger RNA from Lepus europaeus (European hare), 4862 nucleotides. It is a transcript of the gene THSD1, whose product is annotated as thrombospondin type 1 domain containing 1. The record is from RefSeq and is a predicted model, not a curated record. Gene Ontology annotation, cellular component: cell periphery. NCBI's taxonomy places the organism in Eukaryota, Metazoa, Chordata, Mammalia, Lagomorpha, Leporidae. The transcript is spliced from 4 exons. Bases 2051 to 4600 code for a protein of 849 amino acids.
AUUUAGCCUCGUGGUGAAAUGCCUGCCUCCCACACCAGAGUGCUGGGUUCAGUUCCCGGCUCUGGCUCCUAACUCCAGCUUCCCACCAGUGCAGGCACUUGGAAGCAGUGGUGAUAGCUCAAGUAGUUGGGUUCCUGCCACCCUUGUGGGAGAUCUGGAUUGUGUUCUUGGCUCCCACCCAGUCCCAGCCAUUUCAGGCAACCGGGGUGUGGACCAGUGGAUGGGAACUCUGUCUCUCAAAUUGAAAAGAAAAAACCCUUAAAACAAAAUAUAUGGUUAUCAAGGGGAAGCAAGCAGUCUGGGCACUUGCUUCUCCAUAUCAGUGAUUUGAAGCAUGUGGCCCACCCUAAGUGUCCACCCUUACCCAAGAGGACAGGCGGAUAGUUUCUGUGAGGGCUUCAUCUGUUCUCUUUGGAUGGCUUCCCCAGCCCAGGUGCAGGGGUGGGGGUGAGGGACUUGGUCACAUCUGUGGCUGUUUCUAUCCAAACAGGAUUUUCUUUUUUAUUUGUGUGGAGGGCAUCCAUAAUCAUCUGCAUAAUUGCACUUCAAAUCUCUGCUUUCCUUUCAGGAAGUACAGUAUUUCCUUUGCUGAACCCACUCUUAAUGACCAAAGGAAAAUCAAUAGAGACACACCAGUUUCCUUUCCAUUGAAUUUUGGCUUAUUUCAAUCAGGUCUCUUAAUUCUUUUAAUUUCUGUUCUUAUGUAGAGACAUGUAACAUGUAGCUGGGAAACAGUAUAAUUGCUCAUUGAAAAUAUAUUAACUAUGAAUAAUGGAGGGAGACUGUAAACAUUGAGGAAAUGUAUUUGGCUAUCUUUUUUUUUUUAAAUUAUUUUUCAUUUCAUUUGAAGGGCUGAGAGACAGAGACAGAGAGACAGAGAUCUUUCAUCCACUGAUUCACUCUCCAGAUGCCACCAACAGCCAGGGGUAGCCCAGGCUAAAGCCAGGAGCCAGAAAUUCAGACUGGGUCUCCCACCCAGAAGCAGGCACCCAACUAUUUAGACUAUCAUCUGCUUCCUUCCCAGGGUACAUUAGCAGGAAGCUGGAUUUGCAACUGAAUAACUGGGACUUGAACCAGGCACUCUGAUAUGGGAAUCAGGCAUCCCUUGCACCAAAUACCUGCUUUCAUUUGGUUGUUUAAUAUCACAUCAUUUGGUGGACUCUAGUCUGAAAAGAAAGAGCUGAAAUUCCUUGCAUCUUAUUCUGUAGUCCAAUAUUCUGUGUUUGUUUCCACAAAUCAUUUUGAACCACAGGCCAGCAGUCUUCCUGCCUUCCCAGGUGGCCUGGGAAUAUUGCUAUGAGAAGAAUCUAUCCUAGAUAAAUAUUAGCUACAACAAGAAUUGGAAGAGUGACAGAAGGUGACGACUGUUAUUUAUCUGUUUUCUUCUCAGAUACCCUAAACAAGACAAAUCAGGGCCCUGUGGAGUUCACAUUUAGUUAUAUUCUGGGUAUCUUUAUCAAAAGUUUGAUCAUUUGGAUAUAGGUCCUAGGAGUCUGAAAAUGAAGCCAUCCAGAUAAUGCACUGGCUGUGCAAGGAAGUGUUAAUUAGUCCAUUUAUAGAAGGCAGGCAGCAGGGAGGGUUUGGUGUACACAAAACACAAUACUAAGUGAAAGUUUGGCAAAAAUGUGAAAUGCUGAGCAGCUAAAUAAUGUGCAAAUGUAUCAUCCAUACCAACCAGUAACUUUGAUAAAAUUAAACAAUAAUGCAUUUCACUCGAGGAUGUGCUAUAAAGACAAGAGACUUUGGUAUUAUGCAAAGAGAAUCUCAGAGUAGGGCACACCUGAACGUUGUUGACAGGUAAGCUGUGAUGACAAGAGGGGCUUGUACAUUCACAGGGAAAACUCAUGUGCUUCACAGUUUCCUUUCAGCAUCAUUUAGAAGUCUGGCUUCUUAGAAUGGCUUUGUCAUUUUAUGAUUUUGUGAAUCACAUUGAAUAGAGUCAUCAUGUUUGAGGUUCUAAUUUCAGGUGUUCUGAAGGAAAAAAAAAAUCACAAUUUGGAUGUGAGAAAGGACAUGAGGAGACUAAAGACCUGGGAUUUUGCUGAUCAGAAUGAAACCAAUGUUGAAAGACUUUUCCAAUCUGUUGUUGGUGGUGCUCUGUGACUGGGUUCUUGGAGAAGCUGAGUAUCUCUUCUUGAGAGAGCCAGGCCAUGUAGCGCUGAGCAACAACACGGUGUCUGUGGAUUUCCAGUAUCUUGAUGGGGUGAAUGGGACACUAAGGAAUGUGUCUGUCCUGCUUUUAGAAGCCAACACCAAUCAGACUGUUACCACCAAGUACCUCCUGACCAACCAGUCCCAGGGAACGCUGGAGUUUGAGUGCUUCUACUUCAAGGAAGCUGGGGACUACUGGUUCGUGAUGGCUCCAGAAGCGACAGACAACAGCACUCCCUUCCCCUGGUGGGAAAAAGGCGCCUCUCUGAAGCUGGAGUGGCCUGUCUUUCACAUCGACUUGAAUAGGACAUCCACAGCAGCAGAAAGCACCUUCCAGGUAGGCCUUUUUACCAAUGAACCGCUGUGCCUGUUUCCUGUGGAUAAGCCUGGUAUCGCGGUGGACGUCAUCUUCACCAACGGUCUUCCUGAGACGAGAAUGACUCCAGGACAACCGCUGGAGAUAAGAAGCAGCAAAAGCACAGAGCUCGCUCAGGGACAGUGGGUUGAGUUUGGCUGUGCGCCGGUGGGACCAGAAGCAUAUGUCACCGUGGUGCUCAAACUGCUUGGCCGAGAUUCGGUCAUUACCUCCACGGGGCCCAUUGACCUGACCCAGAAGUUUGGAUAUAAACUAGUGGUGGUGCCAGAACUCACAUGCGAGUCUGUAGUGGAGGUGAUGGUGCUGCCCCCGCCCUGCGUCUUUGUCCAAGGGGGGAUCGCUGUUUUCAAGGAGGCUCCCCGGCGCCCUGGGGAGAGGGCCAUGCAGCUGGCUGAGAACAGCCUGCCUCUGGGAGAGAGAAGAACCGUAUUUAACUGCACUUUGUUUGACAUGGGGAAGAAUAAAUACUGCUUUGACUUCGGCACUUCGAGAAAAAGCCAUCUUUCUGCAAAGGAGAAGGCGUGCAUGUUAAUUCAGAGAAACAUAGAAACUUGGGGACUGUGGCAGCCAUGGAGCCAGUGUAGCGCCACAUGUGGGGAUGGAGUCAGAGAGCGUCGUCGAGCGUGUCUCACUUCCUUCCCCUCCAGACCUGGCUGCCCAGGACUGUCCUCGGAAACCUCCCCGUGUUCCCUGGAGGAGUGCGCUGCUUCCUGGCCAUCCAGCUCAUCUCCCCUUCCACCCCAGGGUCCGGUGAAGUCCAACAACAUCGUGACAGUCACCGGGAUAUCCCUGUGCAUGUUCAUCAUCAUCGCCACGGUGCUCGUCACGCUGUGGAGGAGGUUCGGCCGGCCCCCCAAGUGCAGCACUCCCACCCGACACAACUCCAUCCACUCCCCUGGCUUCCGGAAGAAUUCAGAUGAGGAGGACAUCUGUGAGCUGAGUGAGCAGCGGGGCAGCUUCUCGGAUGGGGGCGAGGGGCCCGCGGGGAGCCCCAGCGACGCGGGCAUCCCUCUGACCUACAGGCGCAGCAUGCCCUCGGCUCCUGACGACGAUGCCUCUGGCAGUGAGAGCUUCCAGUCCAACGCCCAGAAGAUCAUCCCCCCUCUGUUUAGCUACCGUCUCGCCCAGCAGCAGUUGAAGGAGAUGAAGAAGAAAGGUCUGACAGAGACCACCAAAGUGUACCACGUGUCUCAGAGCCCCCUGACAGACACCGCGGUGGACACAGCCGCCGGUCCCCCCUUAGACUUGGACAGCCCGGAAGAAGCUGCCACAAACAAGUUCCGGAUCAAAUCCCCAUUUGUGGACCAGUCUGUAGUCAGUGCUGGGGAAAGACCUCCCUCCAGGCUGGAUUUCAACGUGUCUCAGGCCACCUGUGCAGUGAGCCCCAGCCAGACCCUGAUUCGCAAGUCACAGAUAAGGCACGUGGGCAGCAGAGGGGGACCAACAGACAGGAGCCACCCCAGGAAUUCCCACUUCCGGAGGACAGCUAGUUUUCAUGAAAGCAAGCAGGCGCGGCCAUUCAGGGAGAGGAGCAUGUCCACCCUCACACCACGGCAGGCCCCCGCCUACAGCUCUAGGAUGCGGAGCUGGGACCAGGUAGAGGACAGAUUCAGGCCUCAGAGUCGAGGGGCCCACCUGCUUCCGGAGAAACUGGAGCAUAUGCAAGGGGCAGGGGGGACCAGUGGACCAUUAAGCCCUCUCCCUAAGUGCCACACCUUGAGGCAGCCUGCAAGGAAACCAGACCUGGGUGAUCGCCAGGCAGGAGUGGAGAGAACAGAGCCCCACAGAGCCCGGAGGGGACCAUCCCCCAGUCACAGGAGUGUCUCAAGGAAGCAGUCUUCCCCCACCUAUCCCAAAGACAGCUAUCAGAGGGUCAGCCCUCUGAGCCCUUCUCAGUGUAGAAAAGACAAGUGCCAGAGCUUCCCCACCCAGCCCGAGUUCGCCUUCUACGACAAUACGUCAUUCGGCCUCACUGAGGCCGAGCAGAGGAUGCUGGACCUCCCGGGAUAUUUUGGGUCAAAUGAAGAGGAUGAAACCACAAGUACAUUGAGUGUGGAGAAGCUGGUGAUCUAGACCAAGAGUCAGCCUGAGACUUCACCCAAGGAGGUCCCACGCCCCAGUAUCACAUGCUCAUAUUGUUCUGUGGACUGCUUUGUGUAACUGUACAAUAGGAUGGAAUGUGGAGAGGAAGUAAUUUGUACACAGGAAAGUGUGUGUGUGUAUGUGUGUGUGUGUCUUCUAAUUCUUAAGGAAGAAGUUAUUUAUCCUGAACUUUUCCUUUUGUUAUCCUGUUUCUAUUGGCUUAUUACUAAUAACAAUGACAAUAAAAUUUAAA